AUGUUUAAAAUUGCAUUUCAAAUGUUUGACUUCAAUGGAGAUGGCGAGGUGUCACCAGAAGAAUUUGAAAAGGUAAGAAACUUGGUACUGAACUGCAAAAAGCUGGAGCACCCAUAGUUAGGUGAAACUGCUGCUCUCUCAAAUUUUUCUUUUAGUAUACCCUGGUAAAAUAAUCAGCUGCAUCCCUGUGUUAUAAGCUAGCAUAUUAUUAUUUUUUGCAUCAAUAAAAAGAAAUUGCAGCUAAAGGCUGUGCUGUUAAAAGUCAGUUAUGGCUCCUAUUUAUAUAGAUCUUUGGUGGAUAAUUUAUCUCGUAUCCACUGCCCACAACUUCAUGUAAGAGGUUUAGCAGGACUCUUUAUGUAAAGAAUAUUAUUCUUUACUUAAAGAGUCCUGCAGGAUUACCAGUCCAAUUAUGAACCAAAUUAAAGGUAUUUGACAUGUACAGUUUGCUUUUCUAAAAGUGAAAUCCUAUCAAGUACUCUCUCAAACUUGUUCAUACCAAUCAUGGAGAGAAAGAAGGAAGAAGGACGUUUUGGUGUUGUUUACUUUAAUAUAUUUCAAUAAAAUUUUGCAAACUAAGCUGUGAAGUAAUUUCUUUAAAAAAUAUUAUAUCAUUGUAAAGCUAUAGCGCAGGGGUGUGGUAAGCUUUUUGACUUGUUGUAACCUGUUCCCUGAAGGUAUCUGCCUAAGGGGAUACUCAGCACCGCAAAUUUUCUUUUACUCAACCCUACCUUUGAACAUGUACCGUUUUUUUUUAUUUCCUGUUAAUUGUUUGCAUGUCAGCUCGUCAAAUAGAAUGUAUCUAAAUCUUAAACUACUGUUCCAAGUACCAACCAUGAAAAGGGUCUUCCUUCAAUGAUACAUGCUAUUAAUCAUAUGAAGGAUAAUGUGUUUAUUUCCUCAUUACUCUUAGGUACAGAGUAUCCUGUUUAGCCUGACACAGACUGGAAUGCGACAUCGUGAUCAUUCUGUGACAGGCAGUGUACUGUCUCCACAUGUUAACAGUGGCCUUAAGGAAUACUUCUUUGGGAAAAACAAGGAAAAAAAGCUUACUGUGCAAAGAUUUGCUGAAUUUCAGAAGAAUCUUCAACAGGAAGUCAUGUUCCUUGAGGUACAUUUUCUUUAAAUGAUCAUUUUGAUAAAUGUAACCCUCAACUAGUCUGUUAUUAUGUAAAGAAGAAUCUACUCUAGGCUUGACAGAAGUGAAAUCCUGAAGCCAGAUCAAGCAUUGCUUGUAGGUAUUAGCAAAUAUUACCACAAGUGACUGCUGGAAACACCUUAUUUACAUACAUUUAUAAGGUUGAAGGCCCAUACCUUAUCAGUGUUGUGUAUACUGACUUAAUUUAUUUGUAGUGGCAAUUGACUCACAGUGCAUGUCCCUUGUAGAGUGUGUUUAUUUGCUCUUUUGGCUUGAAUCGCCAUGCAAUCAUAUUUUUGGCUACUUCAAUUUGUAUUAAAACCCUUGACUUCAGACAGGAAUGUUUCAACACUACAAAAUACGGCAAACACUCUCUUAGGCAUUUUGGGCCACUUCUUUAGUCCAAAAUUAACUGCGAGCUAAGAUCAGCACCUACACUCAGUAACUUUAAAAAAGUCAUCAGAAAGACAGACAUUGCCUCGUUAAUAGAUGACUCGUGUAACGACUGUGUCCUUUGCAAGAGUUAGCAUUAGUUUGCCUCACCAUUUUACUCUUUUCUAGAGUUACUCAAUUUACGAUUCAGAGAUAUCAUUAGGUAGUUAUUUAUUAGAACUAGAAUUUAGAGUUUAAAUUAUAAUUAGAAUUUACAUUAUAUUACCAGAGUUUUAUAGAUACAGUCUGCCCAAUUAGUAAGGCACUGUGCCUGAGCUAUAAGACAUGAGAGUUUAAUAAAGUUCAUUAUUAUUAUUAUUAUUGAUCAGAGCAUACUGUACUACACUGUGACAGGCCACUUGGCUCAUAAUUUGCCGUUCAUCGGCUUAUACUUUAAAAUUAAUUGCUUUUUUUUUUCUUUAAGUUUAAUUCUUAUGAUCUAGUUGAUGGACGAAUAACAGAAUGGGAUUUUGCUGACAUGCUUUUAACCUACUCAAGUUUCCAUGAAAAGAAAAAACAAAAAAUUCUCAGGAAAGUAAAGAAGUGUUUUAAAGAAAAUUCACAGGUAGGAACAAGCAACAACAUAAACAAAUUGAGAACUUGAUCCUCUUAGUUUAAAAAUUUGUUUUGGUUUAUCAAGAGUUGCUAAUAAAGUGUAUUCACUCAUGUGGCCAGCAUCUAUGCUAAUUAAUAUAAAUGGAGAACUUGACUCUCUUAGUUUAAAAAUUUGUUUUUGUUUAUCUAAAGUUGAUAAUAGAGCAUAUUCACUCACGUGGCCAGCAUCUAUGCUAAUUAAUAUGAGCAAAAGAAAGUUUUUACAUGAGAAAAGAGUUCAAUUCCCACUGGGUUGUCUUGGUACACCAAACGGUGACGUCAUGUGAAUACGCUCUAAAUGAUAUGAAAACAUAUUUUUUCUUUCUCUGUGAUUAAAAGGUUUAGUAACUGAAGUUAAAAUACUCAGUUCUGUUGUUUUCUGUUUGGAUAAAUAAUGGUGUAAUAAUGUGAUCGGCCAGAAUUGUUGGUUAGUCUAAGCUAUACCCUGGUCUAGCCAGUAAACAUAUAAAUGGCUAAUUAUUUAUUUCAGUCACACCCACUAGGACAGUAUUAUUUUUAUAUUAUUUUUUACAGGGAGUAACAUUCAAAGAUUAUUUGGAUUUCUUCUGUUUUAUGAGGAACAUUUCUGAGGCAGACAUGGCUUUGAGCUUCCACAAUGCUGCUGGUAAACCUAUCGAUCCAGGUAUACGAUUCCUGACAAGGAACAAGUUAUUAAUAAACAUUUCAUAAUAUUUUCUCUUAUGUGUCUGAUUUGGACAUAUUUUUUUGUGUGUAGCUAUAAAAAUUAAACCUACUUUUGUUUAUUUUUUUGUUACAGACACAUUUAAACAAGUUGCUAAAACAGUGAUGGAUGUAAAUUUGAGUGAUAAUGUGGUGGAUGUUGUUUACAAGAUGUUUGAUGAAAAUGGUAAUAAGUUUUUAUUAAUAAUAUGACUAUUGCUAGUGUAAUGUUUUACUUGUGUGUUGUUCCUGCUUUCAGACUGUAAAACCGAGACAACAGCUUCUGUCUUGUAAAUUGUUACACUUGUUCAUAUUGAAUGGUACUCAUAGCCCAGGAGUAAAUGUUUAUUAUAAGUAAAUCUUCUCCCCUAUAGUUGUCAAAGGAGUCAGUCCUUUCUCCAUUUUACGUUUUUCCUCAAAUGUUUUUUUGUUGGUUUAAUGAGACAUUGUGUCCGCGUCUCUAUACUCUCCAUUCUCUGUCCACACCUCCCUGAAACUGACCCCUAAAGUUACAGGUCCCUGCUGCCCAGUCUUCAGUCUUUUUCUUUGAAUCUUUCCGAAAAGGGUGACCACUUAAGGUGAUUUCCUAGUAAAAGAACCUAACAUAGAUUGUAGAUGAAACUUGGUACACUGAUGUAACAAGUCAAGAAGAUGAUAAAAAGCUAAUAAAAAGUGGGGUCACUGUGCUCGUUUUGACGUCACAAUGCUGACAAAUACGGCUAUUUUGGACCUUUUGACAAAAACCGCGCGCAGCCCAAAACUAGACAAAAAGGAAAGAUUUCUUCAAUGAUGCAUGUGGUAUCGCACAGAAUUGGACUUUAAUGUAUUGUUUAUCCACUUAUGUACCAGAAAAAUGCCUUUUAAUGCCCUUGUUUUUACUUUACGCUCCAAAGUAGAAUUAAAUUGGACACGCGCUAUUCGACAAGUGAUAGCUCAAUCGGUACAAUUUAGUAAAAUUGCUGAAAAACUGAACAUAGAUUUGUGCCAAUUUUUUUCUCACUGAAACGAAGCACUGUCCUUAUUAAAAUCAUGAAAUAAAAAAUGGGGGUCACCGUACUCGUUUUUGCGGUAGAGCUGCAGAAAGUGCACACCAAAUGCCUUUUUCUGGAUUUUUGGGAGAGGACUGGGGCGAGUUACAAAAUAGAAUGUAUGGGAAAGGGGGAAGAAAGUAUUAAAAAAUCCGUUUUUACAGAAUUUACAUCGAGAUAUCACAUUUAGGACACAAUGUGAUAAACAAAGCGUUUAAAUGAAAAUCAAAGUGAAUUUAAUAACACAAAUUAAACAUCCACUAUCGAGGUUCUCCGUGAGGAAGUCGAACUCAGCAACACGCAUACUGCUUACGUUAUGCACAUUCUCACCACAUUGAGUCUAACCUCGGCAAGAAACAACCGCAAGCAAAAAUUGCAAUAGCGUUUCUCUUCGGUCAACUUCAUUUUAAUGUUACUUCACAUGCUCUUUUUUACGGAGGCCAUCUUGUUAUGCGCAGUAAGAGAUGCGCAGUGCAAAACCAGGGAAUCACCUUAAGGUGGACACUUACAACCAGUGCCAUUGUGGUCCGUCAGGUACAAACUUGGACGGCUUGGGAUAGGAUAUUUCAGAUGAUGGUUCAAGUCAUUUUUUGUCAAACUUCUCAAAGUACUUUAUUAUCUGUAGAGAGUAAUGUUUCCUAUUUUUUCUAUUUUAGAUGAUGGUGUUCUUAGCCAUAAGGAGUUUGUUGUUGUCAUGAAAAACCAACUUGUCAGAGGGCUAGAAAAUGUAAUUAUCUUUGUUAAAGAAAAUAUUUUAACCUUUAAAAAUUAAGAUUUUUUUAAACUCAUUGACUUACUCACAGUUGUGUAACCAUGGCUCACAAAGAUGAGUUUAAACCUUCACAUGCAUUUUGCAGCUUCUUAAAGUUUCCCCUUCCCUCUUUUCAUAUUGUCUUAUUAUCUUCUCAUUUUUUUUGGUUUUAGUGUAGUUAUAAUGGGUUUGUUGGGCUACAUGUCUGGGUUUGUUUGCUUUGGGUUUGGUUUGCCGUUAGAUUUUUCAUCCCCUGGUCCCAGAUGUUCCAAAGGUGGGUAGCGCAAUAAUUUUUGUUUCCCUAAUACUUAUCCACUGGAUAGUAAUUUAUCCGGUGGAUAUCGCUAUCCAGCUAUUGAACAACUGGGUACUGGUUAAUAGGACACUCAUCAUUCACUUGUGACCAGGGUGUUAACUUUGAAAUUUUCUUCAAUUUACAGCCCAAGGACACAGGAUUCAGCAGACUGAUGCAGGCUAUUUGGCAUUGUGCAAAACAUGUUACUUACACAACACUCCAUCCAAAGAAAUCAACAACAGCUGAAGACUGA
Molecule: messenger RNA, 5172 nt
Organism: Porites evermanni
Lineage: Eukaryota; Metazoa; Cnidaria; Anthozoa; Scleractinia; Poritidae
Source: the annotation of a GenBank genome assembly